Messenger RNA from Cimex lectularius (bed bug), 3545 nucleotides. RefSeq lists its product as uncharacterized. The annotation marks the transcript as partial. The record is from RefSeq and is a predicted model, not a curated record. Gene Ontology annotation, molecular function: protein binding. The transcript has 6 exons. NCBI's taxonomy places the organism in Eukaryota, Metazoa, Arthropoda, Insecta, Hemiptera, Cimicidae.
UUUUUAAUUUUUACAGGUCAGCACCUUGUUUUGAUCUCAGAUCCAGAGAAAGGUGAAUCUGUUUUUGCAUUUGACAACCCAGGCUUUAAAGAGGGUCCGUCGAUUGUACCGAAUGAAAAAGAAAGCAAUAAUAAGUUGAAAUGGCCUCACUGGAAUUCAAUGGGUUUGCUGCGUUCAAGCAGCGACAAAGUCAAAGCUAUGGAUGAUUCAUAUACAGCUCAACCUCCUUUGACAAUUGUCCCAUUGAGAAGCCACGAUUUCACUGGAUUAGGUUUCAACAUCUGUGGAAAUAUGAGAGAUGGUAUUUACAUCAAAGAUGUAUUGCACAGAGGACCAGCUUCUGAAAGUGGACGCAUUACUUCUGGUGAUAGGAUUGACAGUAUUAAAAUCAACUUGAGACAUGUCGUUUUUGAAGAUGCCCUUACUAUUUUGAGUUAUGCUUCGCCUUAUGAAGUUGAACUGGCAAUUGAAAGAAGUGGUCAGAAUACUUCAACUCUCCUUAGGACUCCACCACCACCUCAUAAAAUUUGCCACCCAUUUUACAGGAGCCAUUCUAUUUCAGAUCUUCAACAGAUUGGAAAAGUAAACAGGAAACAAGGGGAUCAACCAUCAAGUUUGUUAUCUGAUGUGAGCUUAAGUGAUUCUGGAAAACCCACAACUCUUGAUAGAAAAAGCAGGUCAAUUGAACAUGAAAAAACCCAAAAUUCAAGAAACUGUAUGCUGGAAACUGUCCAGAAACAUGAAAGUAUUUUCCAUGAGAUUGAUUUGGAAGUAGUCGAACCUGAAAAGUCAAAGGAUUCUUCGCCGAGUAACGUUAAAUCUUAUCUUGUAAAAGGAAUACAAAACCUAAAAGAGAAGUUACACAAUUCAUUGCAUAUGGAAGAUCCUCAUAAGGAAGAAGUAAAAGAGGUGAAAGAUGUCAAGGAAAUUAAGGAGAUCAAAGAUACCAAGGAUGCCAAGGAGACAAAGGAAUUUAGCACAGUGCCAACUUCGGGAAAAAUUAUUGUAGGUGAUGGAUUUGUAACUGCAGAUUUAAUUGUCCCUGAAGUUGUAGAGAAAGCUGGGACUGCUGCCAAAGAGAGCAGGAAAUCUUCCAUUGUUACUGAUGCUCAUGAUGAAGUUGACAAUAAAUAUUCUCUGGACAUAGAGGAUCCAAUAGCUGCAAAAAGAAAUAAAAGAAAAGCUCCAAUGCCCCCUCAAGAUGCUGAAGAUGAACAUGAAAGUUUGCAUUCUGUGCAUUCAGAAAGUGAUUCUGAAGCAGGAGACACAUGUGGUACUAUUGAACUUAACUCUACACAUAUUACAGUACACCAGGUACCUCAAGAUAAUGAAAGCCGUAAAGCUUCAUCCUUGGGAGAUUUGUCACGCUAUGAAGCAGACAGCGUUGUACUUUUAGAAAGAGCUGUGUCCCUUGAUCUAGGAGACGGAGCACCAGGUUGUAAGAAAAGAAAGGCACCUCUACCUCCUCAAGAUGAUUGCGUGUCCCCGCAAAAGGAAGCUAGAUUGGAUAACGGCAUAGCUGGGACUUUGAAAAAGUCAUCGGUAUGGGGAACGCUUGAAGAAAUAAUCCAAAAUGGAAGUGAAUCAGAAACAGAUUUGGGCAUUUCAGGCUGUUCAACACCAGAAAAGGGGGAAUUAGUUUCAUCUACACCGUUUAAGUAUGAAAACUCAGACGGUGACAUCCUGCUCACUUUGGACCAGCUCAAUGAUGAGGACACACCUCCAGAACUACCAACCUCUCCUGUGCCUACAUAUUCUUUUAUUACUGAAAUACAAGUACCAUCAGAAAGACAACCAACCAAUGAUGUGGUACAUUUUGAUAGCACUGAGCAAUUUCUUGACCACAUGGCUACACUUAAGGCUCAAGAGGUCAGUCCUAUUUUGACAAAACAUUUUCAAAGCAGUCAAAUUUCUCCUGAGAAGAUAAAUGAAUAUGAAACUUCCCCACAAUUUGAACGUAUAAUUACGACCAACCAUAAGACUGUAAUGCCAGAUGACAGUUCUCUGAACAUACAAAUGACUUUUACACAAAGCAAGCAGAUAAGUAAAAUCACGAACAAUGAUAAUACUUCACAGAAUGAUGAUUGCGAUGAAACAGAAGAAAUAAAACCAGAUAUGACUUCUUCAAAAAUUGAAAUGACAGGAAAAAUAACUGAUUCCUCAUUUCCAGGCAAUACAGAAAAGUUGUUAGAUCAUCUGGUCCAAGAAACAAUAUUUCAACCCCAAGAAACUUGUUCCCUCAUUUCAAAGUCUCCUUUGAAAAAAGCACCUGUUAAACCACCAAAACAAAAUAAUAAUUGUGAAAAUACAGAGUAUUUUCUAAAGCAAAUGAUAGAAGCAGAAAUAAGAGAAUCCUCUCCGCCAGAAAGUCCUCAAAAAUCCAUUGCAGAAAAAGUAAAUGACAAAUUGCACGAUCAAAUUUCUAAAUUACAAGAAACAAGCUUGGCUUCUGAUAAAAAACCUACGACAAGUCAAAGAGACAGUUUCAGCAAGGAAAAUAUGUCGGAUGAACAAAUUUUAGCAUUGAAAGCUUCACCUUCACAAAGGGCUGAAAUAGCUAAACCUACACGGUCAAAUGUGACCAUCACGACAAUUAAGUCAACGACUCCUUCGCGAAUCCCUGUGAGAGCUGGACAUAAGAGCCCCAGGGCUAGCCUCUCUCCGACAUCUGACAAAAGGAGCAUGAUCCACAGGAAUGGGCAUAGUUCACCCUAAGUUUCAAAUUUCUUGUAUUAUUCAUUUAUGUAUUUAGAUUUUUGUUUCCUUAGAUAAGGUGGGCCUGUUUUGAGGAAAUUAAACCUUUUUAAUUUUUCUUCUUUCUGUUUUUGCUUUUCUUUUUUUCAAUUACAACUGAUAAUAUGCAAAAAAACAAGUAAAACCAUAACUAGGGUAAACAAUUUUUCUAUUUCAAAACUAGUCAUUAUUUAAACUUUAGACUUAUAUUUGUUUUCUAGAGAAACAUAAUAAAAUCAAAUGAUAAUUUUUCUAAUGUUAAACUGAUUUAUCAUGCAAUUUUGUAAUAGCUUUCUUCUUUGAAACAAAUUUCUUUACAAGGAUAUCAAAAUAAUAAAAUUUAAUUUUUCUAUAAAUUUUUUGAAUGAUGGAAUUGUCAAUUUUUUUCUGGCUUGUGCAUACCUACAUUGUAGAACAAAAAUGGUUUAGUCUUACCAUCACUGUAAUAAUUUACAUAUAAGUUUGCUAUUUGUUGUAUUACAAACACAGGUUCACCUUAUACAUCAUUUAUUUUGUAUAAAAAGUUUUGCAUUUCUUUCUUUCGGUUUUUCUCAAACAUUCCAACAAAAAAAUCUGGCUGUCAUUUAAUUGUGAAUAAAAACAAAAGGAGGAAAGAAAGUUGUAUUAAAAUAUAGUGUUGAGAUCAAUUUAUUUUAUUUACUUUAGUCAUUUUAUCAACAAAAAAAAGUUUUUAAAAAAGUAGUUAUCACUUAUUUUUGUAAUAUGAACAUAUUUUUGCUUUCGAUUGUAGUGCCAAAGAGAGAUAUCAAGAUUUUAUUAAAUUACUAACAUUUUUUUUUGUAAAUUUUUUU